Elephantulus edwardii (Cape elephant shrew) is the source of this 1914-nucleotide messenger RNA. It is a transcript of the gene MTG2, whose product is annotated as mitochondrial ribosome-associated GTPase 2. Lineage: Eukaryota; Metazoa; Chordata; Mammalia; Macroscelidea; Macroscelididae. The coding region runs from base 1 to 1914 and encodes 637 amino acids. The record is from RefSeq and is a predicted model, not a curated record. Gene Ontology annotation, molecular function: magnesium ion binding; GTPase activity; GTP binding. The transcript has 10 exons. Gene Ontology annotation, cellular component: mitochondrion.
AUGUGGGACCCUCAGUACAGUCAAACAGUGGCCGGUGGGGCUGACAACGCCGGGGUGGCCUUUACGGGCGAGGCCGGACAGCAGGAGCAGGGCGAGUGGCCGGCCCUGGGGCGGAGGGGACAGGUGCCACGGACAGGACAGGUGCCCCCGGACUGCUGCCCCGUCCAGAGCGCUCGCAAUCUGCAGGCAGACCCUCCGGACGACGUGGGGGACUCGCCGGCCCUUAGCACGGAGCCGCCAGGCCCGUCCACGCCGCGGCUUCGGCGUCCUGGUUCCGACAGUCCCGGGGAUGCCACGUGCUCCGCUGUCAGGACCCCACGGCUACCGCCUGGUCUGCGGCAUCUGCGCAUGCGCGCUGGGCGUUCUGCGCAGGCGCACUCGGGGCGGGGUCAGACUGUCCUACAGCUUGGCUCGCCCAAGCCCAUUGCCAGGCUCCUCUCAGCCACCUGUGCCAGCUGUGCCAAGCACCAGGAAAGCCUCCAAAAGAAGACGCUUUCUGAAAAAAACCUGAAGAGGUACUUUGUGGAUCACCGGAGAGUGCUCCUCCGUGGGGGGAACGGAGGUGAUGGGAUGAGCUGCUUCCACAGCGAGCCCCGGAAGGAGUUUGGGGGCCCCAGUGGUGGCGAUGGAGGCAAUGGUGGCAAUGUCAUCCUAAGAGCCGACAGGCAAGUCAAGUCUCUGGCCUCAGUUCUGUCCCGCUAUCAGGGAGUCCAUGGCGAGGACGGUGGGAGCAAGAACUGCUUUGGGCGCAAUGGAAGUCCGCUCUACGUCCAGGUCCCCCUGGGCACUCUCGUCAAGGAGGGUGAGGCCACAGUGGCUGACCUUGCCCAGCCAGGCGACGAGUACAUUGCUGCGCUCGGGGGUGCAGGGGGAAAGGGCAACCACUUCUUCCUGGCCAAUGACAACCGCGCCCCCAAAACCAGCACCCCGGGGCAGCCCGGCCAGGAGCGCGUCCUCUUCCUGGAGCUGAAGACAAUGGCCCACGCGGGCAUGGUCGGCUUUCCCAAUGCCGGGAAGUCCUCGUUGCUCCGAGCCAUCUCCAAUGCCAGGCCUGCAGUGGCCGCCUACCCCUUCACCACCCUGAAGCCCCAUGUUGGCAUCGUGCACUAUGAAGGCCACCAGCAAGUGACAGUGGCUGACAUCCCGGGCAUUAUCAGGGGCGCCCACCUGAACCGCGGGCUGGGGUUCGCCUUCCUGCGCCACAUCGAGCGCUGCCAGUUCCUGUUGUUCGUGUUGGAUCUCUCAGCACCAGAGCCCUGGACGCAGCUCGAGGACUUGAGGUUUGAACUGGAGAAGUACAAGGGAGGCCUGUCCGAGAGGCCCUACGCUGUUAUUGGGAAUAAGGUGGACCUCCCCGAGGCCCGAGCCCAUCUGCCCGAGCUGCAGACCCGCCUGGGUGAGGCAGUCAUCCCACUCUCGGCCACCACGGGGGACAAUCUCGAGGCGCUGCUGCUGCGUCUGAAGGAACUGUUUGACAAGCACGCUCUCAAUCCUGGAUGUCCUCCCCCUAUGCUGGCCAGCAGGUGCACCAUGAGGCCAGGGGAAGCAGCCCAGCAGCAGCUAAAGCAGAGGAUGGAGCUGGCCUCACAGGAGCAAGGGAGUCUGGACUUGCCUUCCUGCUGGCCAGCGCCUGACUUUGUCCCUCUGCGUGGAUGCACUACCCUGUCCCUGCCCUGCCCUGCCCCUGCCCCUACCUUGUCCCAGCCUCUGUCCCUGCCCUGCCUCUGUCUGGCCCCUACCUCCUCCCGGCCUCUGCCCCUGUCCCAGCUCUGCCCUGCCCUUGUCCUGAUCCUGGCCCAGCCUUGGCCCCCUGAGAGUGUUUGUUUGCUGGAGAAGCUGCGGCAGACUCUGCCUUGCCGCUCCCUUCCUCUGGCCCACACUGGAGCUCCUGGAGCAGCAGUUUCCAGAGAUUGA